ACGUGGACCCGGGGGCUGCGAGCGCUGCGGGAGGGGGGGCGCGGCCCGGGGGCUUCUUAAACCCCCUGGCCCGGCCAGGCCCGCACUUCGCGAGCACCGCUCCGCCCGGGGAGAGAGAGGGAGAGAGAGAGAGAAGGGCCCAGGAGCCAAGGAGGCCCGCCGAGUCCGACCAGCCAGGGGCGCGAGAGAAGUUGAGAGCAGCUCAGCGCAGAGCCGCGAGUCCCGCGUCGCGCCCCGACAGCUCCCCAAGCCCGAACCCAACCCAAGCCCAGCAGGCCGCGCAGCCCCCGCCCCAGCUCGCGCCAGCAUGAUGAACAACAGCGGCUACUCGGAGGCCGCGGGCCUCGGCGACGAGGUGGACGACAUGCCGUCCACGGAGAAGGACCUGGCGGAGGACGCGCCGUGGAAGAAGAUCCAGCAGAACACGUUCACGCGCUGGUGCAACGAGCACCUCAAGUGCGUGGGCAAGCGGCUGACUGACCUGCAGCGCGACCUCAGCGACGGGCUGCGGCUCAUCGCGCUGCUCGAGGUGCUCAGCCAGAAGCGCAUGUACCGCAAGUUCCAUCCGCGCCCCAACUUCCGCCAGAUGAAGCUGGAGAACGUGUCCGUGGCCCUCGAAUUCCUCGAGCGCGAGCACAUCAAGCUCGUGUCCAUCGACAGCAAGGCCAUCGUGGAUGGGAACCUGAAGCUGAUCCUGGGCCUGAUCUGGACGCUGAUCCUGCACUACUCCAUCUCCAUGCCCAUGUGGGAAGAUGAGGAUGAUGAGGACGCCCGCAAGCAGACACCCAAGCAGCGGCUGCUGGGCUGGAUCCAGAACAAGGUGCCCCAGCUGCCCAUCACCAACUUCAACCGUGACUGGCAGGACGGCAAAGCUCUGGGAGCCCUGGUGGACAACUGUGCGCCUGGCCUCUGCCCUGACUGGGAGGCCUGGGACCCCAACCAGCCCGUGGAGAACGCCCGGGAGGCCAUGCAGCAGGCGGACGACUGGCUUGGGGUGCCCCAGGUGAUUGCUCCUGAAGAGAUUGUGGACCCCAAUGUGGACGAGCAUUCCGUCAUGACCUACCUGUCCCAGUUCCCCAAGGCCAAACUCAAGCCUGGUGCCCCUGUUCGCUCCAAGCAGCUGAAUCCCAAGAAGGCCAUCGCCUACGGGCCUGGCAUUGAGCCCCAGGGCAACACCGUGCUGCAGCCUGCUCACUUCACCGUGCAGACAGUGGAUGCCGGUGUGGGUGAGGUGCUGGUCUACAUUGAGGAUCCUGAGGGCCACACCGAGGAGGCCAAGGUAGUUCCCAACAAUGACAAGGACCGCACCUAUGCUGUCUCCUAUGUGCCCAAGGUCGCUGGGUUGCACAAGGUGACCGUGCUUUUUGCUGGCCAGAACAUUGAACGCAGCCCCUUUGAGGUGAACGUGGGUAUGGCCUUGGGAGAUGCCAACAAGGUGUCAGCCCGUGGCCCUGGCCUCGAGCCAGUGGGCAAUGUGGCCAACAAACCCACCUACUUUGACAUCUACACUGCUGGGGCUGGCACUGGCGACGUUGCUGUGGUGAUCGUGGAUCCUCAGGGCCGGAAGGACACGGUGGAGGUGGCCCUGGAGGAUAAGGGCGACAGCACGUUCCGAUGCACUUACAGGCCUGUGAUGGAGGGGCCCCACAUGGUGCAUGUGGCCUUCGCUGGUGCCCCCAUCACCCGCAGUCCUUUCCCUGUCCACGUGGCAGAAGCCUGCAAUCCCAAUGCCUGCCGGGCCUCUGGGCGGGGCCUGCAGCCCAAGGGUGUGCGUGUGAAAGAGGUAGCUGACUUCAAGGUGUUCACCAAGGGUGCUGGCAGUGGGGAGCUCAAGGUCACAGUCAAGGGACCAAAGGGCACAGAGGAGCCAGUGAAGGUGAGGGAGGCUGGGGAUGGUGUGUUCGAGUGUGAGUACUAUCCUGUGGUGCCUGGGAAGUACGUGGUGACCAUCACAUGGGGCGGCUAUGCCAUUCCCCGCAGCCCUUUUGAAGUACAGGUGAGCCCAGAGGCAGGAGUGCAGAAGGUCCGAGCCUGGGGCCCUGGCCUGGAAACUGGCCAGGUGGGCAAGUCAGCCGACUUUGUGGUGGAGGCCAUUGGCACGGAGGUGGGGACAUUGGGCUUCUCCAUCGAGGGCCCCUCGCAGGCCAAGAUUGAGUGUGAUGACAAGGGGGAUGGUUCCUGUGAUGUGCGGUACUGGCCCACAGAGCCUGGGGAGUACGCUGUGCAUGUCAUCUGUGAUGAUGAGGAUAUCCGAGAUUCACCUUUCAUUGCCCACAUUCAGCCAGCCCCACCCGACUGCUUCCCAGACAAGGUGAAGGCUUUUGGGCCCGGCCUGGAGCCCACCGGCUGCAUUGUGGACAAACCUGCAGAGUUCACUAUCGAUGCCCGUGCGGCUGGCAAGGGAGACCUGAAGCUCUAUGCCCAGGACGCUGAUGGCUGUCCCAUCGACAUCAAGGUCAUCCCCAAUGGCGAUGGCACCUUCCGCUGCUCCUAUGUGCCCACCAAGCCCAUUAAACACACCAUCAUCAUCUCCUGGGGAGGCGUCAAUGUGCCCAAGAGCCCCUUCCGGGUAAACGUGGGAGAGGGCAGUCACCCCGAGCGAGUGAAGGUGUAUGGCCCUGGCGUGGAGAAGACUGGCCUCAAGGCCAAUGAGCCCACCUACUUCACGGUGGACUGCAGUGAGGCGGGGCAAGGCGACGUGAGCAUUGGCAUCAAAUGUGCCCCUGGUGUGGUGGGCCCCGCAGAGGCUGACAUCGACUUUGAUAUCAUCAAGAAUGACAAUGACACCUUCACAGUCAAGUACACACCCCCCGGGGCUGGCCGCUACACCAUCAUGGUGCUCUUUGCCAACCAGGAGAUCCCGGCCAGCCCCUUCCACAUCAAGGUGGACCCGUCCCACGACGCCAGCAAAGUCAAGGCUGAGGGCCCUGGGCUGAACCGCACAGGUGUGGAAGUUGGGAAGCCCACUCACUUUACGGUGCUGACCAAGGGAGCCGGCAAGGCCAAGCUGGAUGUGCACUUUGCUGGGGCUGCCAAGGGCGAGGCUGUGCGGGACUUUGAAAUCAUCGACAACCACGACUACUCGUACACCGUCAAGUACACGGCUGUCCAGCAGGGCAACAUGGCAGUGACAGUGACCUAUGGUGGGGACCCUGUCCCCAAGAGUCCAUUUGUGGUGAAUGUGGCACCCCCACUGGACCUCAGCAAAGUCAAAGUUCAAGGCCUUAACAACAAGGUGGCUGUGGGGCAGGAACAGGCAUUCUCUGUGAACACACGGGGGGCUGGCGGGCAGGGCCAGCUGGACGUGCGGAUGACCUCACCCUCCCGACGACCCAUCCCGUGCAAGCUGGAGCCUGGGGGCGGAGCUGAAUCCCAGGCUGUGCGCUACAUGCCCCCUGAGGAGGGGCCCUACAAGGUGGACAUCACCUAUGACGGUCACCCAGUGCCUGGCAGCCCUUUCGCUGUGGAGGGUGUCCUGCCCCCUGACCCCUCCAAGGUGUGCGCCUAUGGCCCCGGCCUCAAGGGCGGACUGGUGGGCACUCCAGCCCCAUUCUCCAUCGACACCAAGGGGGCUGGCACAGGUGGCCUAGGGCUGACCGUGGAGGGCCCCUGUGAGGCCAAGAUCGAGUGCCAGGACAAUGGUGAUGGCUCCUGUGCUGUCAGCUACCUGCCCACAGAGCCAGGCGAGUACACUAUCAACAUCCUUUUCGCCGAAGCCCACAUCCCUGGCUCCCCCUUCAAGGCUACCAUCCGGCCCGUGUUCGACCCAAGCAAGGUACGGGCCAGUGGGCCAGGCCUGGAGCGUGGCAAGGCUGGCGAGGCAGCCACCUUCACAGUGGACUGCUCGGAGGCGGGAGAGGCUGAGCUGACCAUCGAGAUCCUGUCGGACGCCGGCGUCAAGGCUGAGGUGCUGAUCCACAACAAUGCUGACGGCACCUACCACAUCACCUACAGCCCCGCCUUCCCCGGCACCUAUACAAUUACCAUCAAGUAUGGUGGGCAUCCCGUACCCAAGUUCCCUACACGUGUCCACGUGCAGCCUGCUGUCGACACCAGUGGAAUCAAGGUCUCCGGGCCUGGGGUGGAGCCGCAUGGUGUCUUGCGUGAGGUGACCACUGAGUUCACUGUAGAUGCAAGAUCCCUCACAGCCACAGGUGGGAACCACGUGACAGCUCGAGUGCUCAACCCCUCGGGUGCCAAGACAGACACCUAUGUGACAGACAAUGGGGACGGCACCUACAGAGUGCAGUACACAGCCUACGAAGAGGGCGUGCAUCUUGUGGAGGUGCUGUAUGAUGAGGUAGCUGUGCCCAAGAGUCCCUUCCGAGUGGGUGUGACUGAGGGCUGUGACCCCACACGAGUUCGGGCCUUUGGGCCAGGCUUGGAGGGUGGCUUGGUCAACAAGGCCAACCGCUUCACUGUGGAGACCAGGGGAGCUGGCACUGGGGGCCUGGGCCUAGCCAUCGAGGGUCCCUCAGAAGCCAAGAUGUCCUGCAAGGACAACAAGGAUGGCAGCUGCACUGUGGAGUACAUCCCCUUCACUCCCGGGGACUAUGAUGUCAACAUCACCUUUGGGGGGCGGCCCAUCCCAGGGAGCCCAUUUCGGGUGCCGGUGAAGGAUGUGGUGGACCCUGGGAAGGUGAAAUGUUCGGGGCCGGGGCUGGGGGCUGGAGUCAGGGCCCGGGUACCCCAGACCUUCACCGUGGACUGCAGCCAAGCUGGCCGGGCCCCGCUGCAGGUGGCUGUGCUGGGCCCCACAGGUGUGGCUGAGCCUGUGGAGGUGCGUGAUAAUGGAGAUGGCACCCACACUGUCCACUAUACCCCAGCCACUGAUGGGCCUUACACUGUAGCUGUCAAGUAUGCUGACCAAGAGGUUCCACGAAGCCCCUUCAAAAUCAAGGUGCUUCCAGCCCACGAUGCCAGCAAGGUACGAGCCAGUGGUCCUGGCCUCAAUGCUGCUGGCAUUCCUGCCAGUCUGCCUGUGGAGUUCACCAUCGAUGCCCGGGAUGCCGGUGAAGGCUUGCUCACAGUCCAGAUCCUGGACCCCGAGGGUAAGCCCAAGAAGGCCAACAUCCGAGACAAUGGGGAUGGCACAUACACGGUAUCCUACCUUCCCGAUAUGAGCGGCCGGUACACCAUUACCAUCAAGUAUGGCGGUGACGAGAUCCCCUACUCGCCCUUCCGCAUCCAUGCCCUGCCCACUGGGGAUGCCAGCAAGUGCCUUGUCACAGUGUCCAUUGGAGGCCAUGGCUUGGGUGCCUGUCUGGGCCCCCGCAUCCAGAUCGGGGAGGAGACGGUGAUCACGGUGGACGCCAAGGCAGCAGGAAAGGGGAAGGUGACAUGCACAGUGUCCACACCUGAUGGGGCGGAGCUCGAUGUGGACGUGGUUGAGAACCACGAUGGUACCUUUGAUAUCUACUACACAGCGCCCGAGCCGGGCAAGUACGUCAUCACCAUCCGCUUCGGGGGCGAGCACAUCCCCAACAGCCCCUUCCACGUGCUGGCGUGUGACCCCUUGCCCCACGUGGAGGAGCCCUCUGACACGCUGCAGCUGCACCGGCCCAGCGCCUACCCCCCACACUGGGCCACAGAGGAGCCAGUGGUGCCUGCUGAGCCAAUGGAGUCCAUGCUGAGGCCCUUCAACCUAGUCAUCCCCUUCACCGUGCAGAAAGGGGAGCUCACAGGGGAGGUGCGGAUGCCCUCCGGGAAGACUGCCCGGCCCAAUAUCACCGACAACAAGGACGGCACCAUCACAGUGAGGUAUGCUCCCACUGAGAAAGGCCUGCACCAGAUGGGGAUCAAGUAUGACGGCAACCACAUCCCUGGGAGCCCCCUGCAGUUCUAUGUGGAUGCCAUCAACAGCCGCCAUGUCAGUGCCUACGGGCCAGGCCUGAGCCACGGCAUGGUCAACAAGCCAGCCACCUUCACCAUUGUCACCAAGGAUGCUGGGGAAGGGGGUCUGUCCCUGGCUGUGGAGGGCCCGUCCAAGGCAGAGAUCACCUGCAAGGAUAACAAGGAUGGCACCUGCACUGUGUCCUACCUGCCCACAGCACCCGGUGAUUACAGCAUCAUCGUGCGCUUCGACGACAAGCACAUCCCAGGCAGCCCCUUCACAGCCAAGAUCACAGGGGACGACUCAAUGAGGACAUCACAGCUAAACGUUGGUACCUCCACGGACGUAUCCCUCAAGAUCACCGAGAGUGACCUGAGCCUGCUAACAGCCAGCAUCCGUGCCCCCUCGGGCAAUGAGGAGCCCUGCCUGCUGAAGCGCCUGCCCAACCGGCACAUUGGGAUCUCCUUCACCCCCAAGGAGGUUGGGGAGCACGUGGUGAGUGUGCGCAAGAGCGGCAAGCACGUCACCAACAGCCCCUUCCAGAUCCUGGUGGGGCCGUCUGAGAUCGGGGACGCGAGCAGGGUACGCGUCUGGGGCAAGGGCCUAUCCGAGGGACACACCUUCCAGGUGGCAGAGUUCAUCGUGGACACUCGUAAUGCAGGUUAUGGGGGCCUGGGGCUGAGUAUUGAAGGCCCUAGCAAGGUGGACAUUAAUUGUGAGGACAUGGAAGAUGGCACAUGCAAAGUCACCUACUGCCCCACUGAGCCUGGCACCUAUAUCAUCAACAUAAAGUUUGCUGACAAGCACGUGCCUGGAAGCCCCUUCACUGUGAAGGUCACGGGUGAGGGCCGCAUGAAGGAAAGCAUCACCAGGCGCAGACAGGCGCCUUCCAUUGCCACCAUCGGCAGCACUUGUGACCUCAAUCUCAAGAUCCCAGGGAACUGGUUCCAGAUGGUGUCUGCGCAGGAGCGCCUGACACGCACCUUCACACGGAGCAGCCACACAUACACUCGCACAGAGCGCACGGAGAUCAGCAAGACACGGGGCGGGGAGACCAAGCGCGAGGUGCGGGUGGAGGAGUCCACCCAGGUUGGCGGAGACCCCUUCCCCGCUGUCUUCGGGGACUUCCUGGGCCGGGAACGCCUGGGCUCCUUUGGCAGCAUCACCCGGCAGGAGGGUGAGGCCAGCUCUCAGGACAUGACUGCACAGGUGACUAGCCCAUCAGGCAAGAUGGAAGCUGCAGAGAUCGUCGAGGGGGAGAACAGUGCAUACAGUGUGCGCUUUGUGCCCCAGGAGAUGGGGCCCCAUACUGUCACUGUCAAGUACCGUGGCCAGCAUGUGCCUGGCAGCCCCUUUCAAUUCACUGUGGGGCCACUGGGUGAAGGCGGUGCUCAUAAGGUGCGGGCCGGAGGUACAGGGCUGGAGCGAGGUGUGGCCGGAGUGCCAGCUGAGUUUAGCAUCUGGACCCGAGAAGCCGGUGCUGGGGGUCUGUCUAUUGCUGUGGAGGGUCCAAGCAAGGCAGAGAUUGCAUUUGAGGAUCGAAAAGAUGGCUCCUGUGGGGUCUCCUACGUGGUCCAGGAACCAGGUGAUUAUGAAGUCUCCAUCAAGUUCAACGACGAGCACAUACCAGACAGCCCCUUUGUGGUGCCUGUGGCCUCCCUCUCAGAUGAUGCUCGCCGCCUCACUGUCACCAGCCUCCAGGAGACGGGGCUCAAGGUGAACCAGCCGGCGUCCUUUGCGGUGCAGCUGAAUGGCGCUCGGGGUGUGAUCGAUGCUAGGGUGCACACACCCUCGGGUGCGGUGGAGGAGUGCUACGUCUCUGAGCUGGACAGCGACAAGCACACCAUCCGCUUCAUCCCCCACGAGAAUGGAGUCCACUCCAUCGAUGUCAAAUUCAACGGUGCCCACAUCCCUGGCAGUCCCUUCAAGAUCCGCGUUGGGGAACAAAGCCAGGCUGGGGACCCAGGCUUGGUGUCAGCCUAUGGUCCUGGGCUUGAGGGGGGCACGACUGGUGUGUCAGCAGAGUUUAUUGUCAACACCCUGAACGCGGGCUCAGGGGCUUUGUCUGUCACCAUUGACGGCCCCUCCAAGGUGCAGCUGGACUGUCGGGAGUGUCCUGAGGGCCACGUGGUCACUUACACUCCCAUGGCCCCUGGCAACUACCUCAUUGCCAUCAAGUAUGGUGGCCCCCAGCACAUCGUGGGCAGCCCCUUCAAGGCCAAAGUCACAGGUCCUCGGCUAUCUGGAGGCCACAGCCUUCAUGAAACAUCCACGGUUCUGGUAGAGACUGUGACCAAGUCGUCCUCAAGCCGGGGCUCCAGCUAUAGCUCCGUCCCCAAGUUCUCCUCGGAUGCUAGCAAGGUGGUGACCCGCGGCCCUGGGCUGUCCCAGGCAUUUGUGGGCCAGAAGAACUCCUUCACCGUGGACUGCAGCAAAGCAGGUACCAACAUGAUGAUGGUGGGCGUGCAUGGGCCCAAGACCCCCUGUGAGGAGGUGUAUGUGAAGCACAUGGGGAACCGGGUGUACAACGUCACCUACACUGUCAAGGAGAAAGGGGACUACAUCCUCAUCGUCAAGUGGGGUGACGAGAGUGUCCCUGGAAGCCCCUUCAAAGUCAAUGUGCCCUGAAUCCUAGAAAUGCCUCCCCCAGCCUCGGCCCCGCCUCUGGCCAAACACACUCACACACACACAAAUGUACCAUACCCAGAUGCACGCGCAGAAUUUUGACACCACAAACACGUGCCUUGGGGUGUGAAACGAAUGGCAUGGCCACCCCCACCCUACCAUGCCCCCAGGGCUUGGAGGGCCUUGUCUGUCUCAGGACAGUGUCCCUCCCAUCAAAUGUGACAUGAUGGCAGACUGGGGGUUGGGAAGGGCCAGGGAAGCCCUGAGUUUUCUGCUGGGACUGAAGCCAGCGGGGGAGCAUGUGUUUGGGAUGUCUGCGUGUGUGAGGGAGGUUACCCUCAAACCAUACUGUUGGCCAGCCCUCCUUGCUGCGAAGGACUGCAUCUGGCCCCUCUGGUGGCCACGGCUCCUGAGUGUUAAGGACUUGGAAAAGAAAGCACAAUCAGAGGAGAAAGAGACCCAGAACCAGUGGCAGCAUUGGCACGUGUCCUGGUCAGGGCAAUUUAUAGCUGCCCUCGCCAGGCUUCCUGCGGGACUGAUUUCUCUCUCUCUUUUUUUUUUAUGGUUGCACAGCUCUGCCCCAUGGGGGGCCUUUUUUACACACUGCAAGGCCCAGCUUUCUGGGGGGACUUUUGCACAUGUCAUGCAGCUCUGCUAGGAGCUGCUUAGGUGGAAAACUCCAAAUAAAGUGUGGCCUGUCGCAGAGGCUUGACUAUUCCUUG
Messenger RNA from Manis javanica (Malayan pangolin), 9180 nucleotides. RefSeq names its product filamin C (gene FLNC). Gene Ontology annotation, molecular function: actin filament binding. NCBI's taxonomy places the organism in Eukaryota, Metazoa, Chordata, Mammalia, Pholidota, Manidae. Gene Ontology annotation, biological process: actin cytoskeleton organization. The record is from RefSeq and is a predicted model, not a curated record.